This is a messenger RNA of Choloepus didactylus (southern two-toed sloth), 498 nucleotides long. It is a transcript of the gene REG4, whose product is annotated as regenerating family member 4. The coding region runs from base 1 to 480 and encodes 159 amino acids. The record is from RefSeq and is a predicted model, not a curated record. The transcript has 5 exons. Gene Ontology annotation, molecular function: signaling receptor activity; mannan binding. Lineage: Eukaryota; Metazoa; Chordata; Mammalia; Pilosa; Megalonychidae.
AUGGCUUCCAAAAGCAGGUGGCUGCUCCUACUGCUGACCUGUGCAGCCAGCACUGAAGUCCUGGGUGGUAUCCUCAUGAGACCCAGCUGUGCUACCGGAUGGUUUUACCACAAGUCCAAUUGCUAUGGGUACUUCCGAAAGCUGAGGAAUUGGUCUGAAGCUGAGCUCGAGUGUCAGUCCUAUGGAAAUGGAGCCCACUUGGCAUCUAUCCUGAACCCGAAGGAAGCCAGAGCCAUAGCAGAAUACAUAAGCGGCUAUCAAAGAAACCAGCCAGUAUGGAUUGGCCUGCAUGACCCACUGAAGAAGCAGCAGUGGCAGUGGAUUGACGGGGCCCUGUAUUUAUACAGAACCUGGUCUGGCAGGUCCUUGGAUGGAAGUAAGCAGCCCUGUGCUGAGAUGAGCUACCGUAACAGUUUUUUAGCUUGGAACAGCAACCAAUGCAACAAGCGCCAGCACUUCCUGUGCAAGUACCAACCGUAGCAUGAAAUUCCUGCCAAC